Messenger RNA from Cotesia congregata, 1137 nucleotides. The record is from the annotation of a GenBank genome assembly. NCBI's taxonomy places the organism in Eukaryota, Metazoa, Arthropoda, Insecta, Hymenoptera, Braconidae.
CUACAACAGAAAAUGACUAAAAGUAAAAAACGAAGCAGAUCUCGUGAUCGAGAGGACGACACAAAUAAGAAGCUGCGUAGGUUAGAAAAAAUGAUGGAAUUAUUUUUAGAUCUUCAAAAUGUAACAUCUAAAAAAGAUGAUGGUCAUUCCAAUAAAGAAAAUAUCCCUAACAAUCCAAAAGAUCAUGAUGCUACGAUCAAUACAGAUCUUACUGAACCCGUUGAGGAGUCAGAGAAAUUAGAUCCUCAGCAAACUGAGGAAGCUGUAUCAGAUCCUGCAAAAACUGUCACGCCAGUGGUUGAUAAUACAAAACAAGUGGAGUCCACAAGCGAAGUGACAAAACUUGAUGAAGAGUUGGAGAGCGUACUAGGUGAAGACCCGACUAACCCAAAUAAGAAGGUAGUCAACGUGCACCCAAGCCUAGUUCCAAGAUGGUCAACAUGGCUUACAGAAGGGUUGCCCGAGGACACGAAGAAAGAGUUGAAAGAUAAAUAUCCACUCACCGGUAACGUACGUCUCGAGGCUCCUGAGCUAAAUGAGGAAAUUGUGUCUACGUUGAACGAGGCAGGAACGAAAAGAGAUCAGCUUUUCGUUGCAGAGCAGAACUUAGUAGGUUCAGCUUUAUCAGCCUUAGGAGAGGCUAUUACGAUGAUCAUAAAGGAUGAGGAGGAACCAGUUGAUCAACUCCAAUUGUUAGAGAAAUUAUCAGAUGGAGGAAAAUUACUGUCACAACUACACUUUCAAGUGUCCUCUGCCAGGAAAUCCUUUAUUGCGCCAGUUCUCACCAAGCCAAUGAAGGAGCUUUUACAAAAAACAAAGCCAGGCACCUUACUCUACGGAGAAAAACUAUCAGAGAAAAUAAAGACAGCAAAAUCGGUGGAAAAAAUUGGUAGAGAACUGAAAACUCCAUCUGCAGCAACAUCCUCGUUUGUCGCAAAGAAACCAGCUCAGAAACCAGCCUCUGGGAGGCCUUUAAACUGGCGGGGCCAGUAUGCGAGAAUGGGGACUCAGCAUCAAGGCCAGAAAUUCCCUCAAACGAACUACCCCAAAGCAGGACAAUACGCCAGCAAGAAAUCCAGCAGCUCGUCGAACCAGUUGAGGUCCAGUCGGUUAUCACAGGGCGACAAGAAAAAAUAA